Phyllostomus hastatus (greater spear-nosed bat) is the source of this 651-nucleotide messenger RNA. It is a transcript of the gene RD3L, whose product is annotated as RD3 like. The transcript has 2 exons. The coding region runs from base 1 to 651 and encodes 216 amino acids. The record is from RefSeq and is a predicted model, not a curated record. Lineage: Eukaryota; Metazoa; Chordata; Mammalia; Chiroptera; Phyllostomidae.
AUGCCCCUCUUCGGCUGGACGAAGCGGCCGAAGCAUGACCCCUGCGGACCCAGCCGCCGCCCCAGCGCAGGGGGGGCGGCGCGGACGCUGCUCCGGGAGCUGCAGUGGCACCUGGAGGAGCGAGAGCGAGCGCUCCAGGAGACGGAGGGCGGGCCGCAAGAGACGAGGGCAGGCGUGGACUGGCGCUGGCUGAGAAACUACCGGGUCCCCCACACAGGCAUCCCCGCUGCCGACCAGGGACAGCUGGAGGCGCUCUGCUCGCAGGUGCAGCCCCGCCAGACCGGGGCCAUCCUCAGCAGAUUCCGGGAAGCGCUGGCAGAAAACGACGUGCCGCCCUGGGAAAUCGUCUACCUCUUCAGGCAAGUUCUGGAGGACGCCCUGGGUGGGGACAGCGGGCGCCCGGGGGGCCUGGCGCCGGGGGCCAUGGGAGGCCCCACUCAGCCUGCCUGCCCGGGGCACCGCGCCCGGAGGGCGGACAGGGAUGAGAUUCCCACCGUGUCCAGCUACGUGGACAGAAACAGGGAGGGCAGGCUCCCCGCGCUCGCACGCGGGACAUGGCACCUGCCGCGUGACCCCCGCCCAGGGGGGCUGCUGGGACUGGAGGCGUCCCGAGGCCCACCUCCGGGUGGGGGCGCUCGGCACCAGGAAUGA